GGCCCCGGGGCCGCUCCGUGCCCGGCUCCCGGCGCGGCGGGGGAAGCCAUGGAUAAGCGCUCCGAGGGGACGAAGCCCGCCGCCCCCACGGAGGGAGGAAAGCGGCGCCAGGGCUUGGCCGAUAAAGACGCAAUGAAAGGAAAAAAGACACGAUCCUAUUCUGAAGAUUUAAGUGUGGCUCCAGUGGAAGAACAAGCAAAGACAAAGUGCGCUAACACAUACAGACUGGAGUCCCGUAAUAAAUUUCGAGACUGUUUAGUAAGAGACAAAGCUCAACAAAUACUAACGAGUAAACUUCAACAUGCCAAAUACGAUGGAGUUUCUAGUCCCUCCUUGUGUGCUUCAAUCUCAGAAGAAAUAUUAAAGGCUGUGAAGGAAUUUGGCUUUGACCGUUAUAAAUAUGUGGUAUCAGUGCUAAUUGUGGAAAAGACAGAUCAAGCAAUGAUUGUUGCCAGCAGAUGCCUCUGGGAUGUUCAAAGAGACACUUGGGUUUCAGCUAAAUGUGAAACUGAAACGUUUAUUGCCCUGGCUUUGGUAAUGGCUUGUUAUUACGACUAAUACUUUGAAAGCCACAGAUGGAUUCGUGCAUCACAGUACGUGGUACAUUUGAAAAUUUGCAGAGCAUCAUUAUUUUAGUAUUCGUUUUUGUCCUGUUGCUGUUGGCACAUUGAAACUGACAUACAGUUGAGAUAAUUUUCCUCUUCUUUUCUCUGUUAAGAAAAAAAAAACAGCCCCCAAAAAACCGCUUUGGAAAUGUUUAUGGUUGAGUACAUAUGGGUUUCAUCUGUUUAAUGCUCUGCUGUGGAAGUGAAAGCAGCUGGUGUUAAGGCCAAACAUUGGAAAAUUUUGAAUGUUGCUUGUCUGUUGUUGUGCCUAGGACUGUUAACCAAUGUUUACACAAAAUUGCAGGUAUCAGUUUUCUUAAAAGCAUGCUUUUUGUAAGAAAAGGCAGUAUUCAUCUUUUACCUAGUUUUCUUUAUGAUCAAAUGCUAGUCUGCCUAGGAACCUGCCUGAGAGGGAAGCCGUGUUUUGCAGUUCUAGAUACUUGUGCAAAUUUCCAGUCUUGCCUUGAAUUAAUUGAAAGUUCGGUCAAUAGGUUUCCCAGGCCUUAAGCUUGGGUCCAGGGUUCAGGUUGGUGGACAGGUACUGCACUGAACAUGUUGGUCACUUCGGUCUAGGGGCCUGCGGUGGCACUGGCGAUGGGGUCAGUAACGAGGGUAACUGGUCCAUAAUAACUGGCAAGGGCAGCAGUGAUUGUAUUUUGAUAAAUAAGGCACAGGCAAAUCUGUGAAGUGUGUAGACAUCAGCUUUUGGACCUGCCGUGUGUGGAGAUCGCGGUUGGUGC
Molecule: messenger RNA, 1345 nt
Organism: Myiozetetes cayanensis
Lineage: Eukaryota; Metazoa; Chordata; Aves; Passeriformes; Tyrannidae
Gene: DYNLT2
Product: dynein light chain Tctex-type 2
Exons: 4
Coding region: 49-558 (169 amino acids)
Biological process (GO): microtubule-based movement
Cellular component (GO): cytoplasmic dynein complex; cytoplasm
Molecular function (GO): dynein intermediate chain binding
Source: RefSeq, a predicted model, not a curated record